Messenger RNA from Eutrema salsugineum, 675 nucleotides. Its product is annotated as putative F-box protein At1g30920. The transcript has a single exon. The coding region runs from base 1 to 675 and encodes 224 amino acids. Gene Ontology annotation, molecular function: protein binding. The record is from RefSeq and is a predicted model, not a curated record. NCBI's taxonomy places the organism in Eukaryota, Viridiplantae, Streptophyta, Magnoliopsida, Brassicales, Brassicaceae.
AUGAGUGGAGAAACAAACUCAUGUUCCAUCCCGACUGAUCUUGUCAACGACAUACUCUCAAGAUUGCCUGCCAAGUCAGUCGCGAGGUUUCGUUGCGUUUCGAAGUUAUGGAGCUCCAUACUUCUCCGUCCAUAUUUCACCGAGUUGUUCCUGACCAGAUCCUCUGCGCGGCCGCGUCUCUUAUUCGCAGUGGAACAAGAAGGCGAUGAUUGGUGCUUCUUCACUUCGCCUCAGCCGAAAAAUCCAGAUGAUGAGGAAUUGUCUCUUGAAGUAACUGCCGAUUGUCAAAUGAAGUUCCCUGGAGGCAACACAUGUCUAGAAUUUUGUGGUCGUGCCUCUGAUUUGAUCUAUUUAUGUCCACAUAUCUCAGAACAUGAUCAGUGUAUAAUAAUAUGUAAGCCUAGCACGGGUCAGUUCACGAGCUUACCUAUACCUAAAGAGUGUAAUCGGAGAAGCUUUUGGAGAAGUUUUAUAGGGUUUGAUCCGAUUGGCAAAUACUUCAAGGUAUUGUCCAUUGGAGAGCUUGACGCUGAUGAAAAGAGAUGCCAAUAUCAAAUUUUGACACUAGGUACUGGAAACGAUUCAUGGAGGAAGAUCCAUUGUCCCUUAAACAAUUUUCCUAGCAGUGAAGGGAUAUGCAUCAGUGGGGUUUUGUAUUACUUAGCUGAUUCUUAA